GGUAUAUUUCAACGAUUGUACUUCGGUAACACUGCCCACACAUGUGUGCUGAAGUAAACUUCUGGUCGUUAAAUAACAUAUCCGAAAACAAAGAUAAACAUAAAUAGAUAUUUAAACCAUGUCGGUCCGCGCGAUGGGAGUGCUUUGCCAGGCCCGAAACCUGGCCCGUCUUGGAGGCGUUUUUAGGCAAAACCGCAUACCUGCAGCCGCAGCGGUCCAAACCUUUGCUCCGCGGUUACAUCAAUCGCAUACCGGCCUAUCCUUUCGCCGCUUCGCCACUGAAUCCAAGGAGGCGGCGCAGGGAACGGUAGACAAACACGAGUUCCAAGCGGAGACGCGGCAGCUGUUGGACAUUGUGGCCCGCUCGCUUUACUCUGACCACGAGGUCUUUGUGCGGGAACUUAUCUCUAAUGCCAGCGACGCGCUGGAGAAGUUUCGCUACACCUCGCUGAGCGAUAGCGGAACGAAUCUAGCUGGCAAGGACCGACCUUUGGAGAUUCGCAUCACUACAGACAAGCCGCUGAUGCAGCUGAUCAUACAGGACACCGGCAUUGGCAUGACCAAAGAGGAGCUAGUUAGCAACUUGGGCACAAUCGCGCGCAGCGGCUCGAAACAGUUCUUGGAGCAGAUGAAGGUCAACCAGCAGAAUGCCACCUCAGAAGCCUCCUCCAACAUUAUUGGCCAGUUCGGUGUCGGCUUCUAUUCGGCCUUCAUCGUGGCCAACAAGGUAGAGGUGUAUACGCGGGCAGCUACGCCUGAUGCAGUCGGAUUGCGUUGGUCCACUGAUGGCAGCGGCACGUACGAGAUCGAGGAGGUGUCGGACGUGGAGCUAGGUACAAAGAUCGUACUGCAUCUGAAGACCGAUUGCCGUGAGUAUGCGGAUGAGGACCGGAUCAAGGCUGUGAUUAAGAAGUACAGCAACUUCGUGGGCUCCCCCAUUUUGCUAAACGGAAAACAGGCCAACGAGAUAAAGCCGCUGUGGCUGCUGGACCCGCAGAGCAUCAGCCAGGAGCAGCAUCACGACUUCUAUCGCUUCAUUAGCAACAGCUUUGAUGUGCCGCGAUUCACGCUCCACUACAAGGCCGACGUGCCCUUGAGCAUUCACGCGCUGCUUUACUUCCCCGAGGGAAAGCCGGGCUUGUUCGAAAUGUCCCGAGACGGCAGCACUGGUGUCGCCCUGUACACGCGCAAGGUUCUCAUCCAGUCGAAGACAGAGAACCUCCUGCCCAAGUGGCUGCGCUUUGUUAAGGGCGUGGUCGACUCUGAGGACAUUCCGCUUAACCUGAGCCGCGAGCUUCUGCAGAACAGCAGUCUGAUCCGGAAAUUAUCGAGCGUAAUAUCCACCCGUGUGAUCCGAUUCCUGCAGGAGCGCGCUAAAAAGCAACCGGAGGACUAUGAAACCUUCUAUCGCGAUUACGGGCUCUUCCUAAAGGAGGGCAUUGUGACAUCCAGCGAUCCAUCCGAGAAGGAAGAGAUUGCCAAACUACUGCGAUUUGAAUCUUCAAAAUCCGAGUCGUCAAGCGGUCGCAUGUCACUAGAGGAAUACUAUAACGCUGUUCCCGCUGACCAGCAAAACAUAUACUAUUUGGCAGCCCCUAACCGCGUCCUAGCAGAAUCCUCGCCCUAUUACGAGAGUCUGAAGAAGCGCAAUGAGCUUGUGCUGUUCUGCUAUGAACCUUAUGAUGAGCUUGUGCUCAUGCAGCUGGGCAAGUUUAAGAGCAAAAAUCUCGUCUCUGUGGAAAAGGAAAUGCGCCAGGAGUCAAAGGAAACGGCUGCGACCACUGACUAUGGCGAGGGCAGCCUGCUGCGAUCAGAGCUGGAUCAGCUCAUUCCUUGGCUGGAAGACGAACUGAAAGGGCAGGUAAUCAAGGUGAAGCCCACAUCUCGCUUGGACACGCACCCGUGCGUUAUCACUGUUGAGGAAAUGGCAGCGGCACGCCACUUCAUUCGUACCCAGAGCCAUCAGGUCCCAGAGCAAAAUCGCUUUGCUCUGCUGCAGCCGGAACUGGAGAUUAACCCGAAGCACCCCAUAAUCAAGAAGCUAAAUAAGUUGCGCGAUAGUGACAAGGAGCUGGCACAAUUGAUCACAAAGCAGCUCUUCGCCAACGCUAUGGUCGGCGCUGGUCUGGCGGAGGAUCCUCGCAUGCUACUGACUAAUAUGAACACUCUUUUGUCACGGGCCCUGGAAAAAUACUAGAAUGGGACGUCAUAGUAAUCUGUAUAAUUAGUCCUAAUAACCAUGUUGAAAUAGUUUUAAACAUAAAACAAACCUUUUUUGCGAAGGCUGUUAUAUAUGUUGUUUCUAAUUCGAAUACUGCGAUUCGAAUGCGGUAGUCCAUAACCAAACAAUCGCAUACUGCCAUUGUCGCACGUCUCGUAGAGAAUAUGACUGUGAUUCAAUUGGCACGUGUGCCAUUUUAAAUAAUCAAAAAAAAAAUGUUUGUUUGCUGUACAAUAUGUGUUUAAAAUGAUUUUUGUUAUAUUCCAUGUCAAUAGAAUGCAACAAAAAUUCUCAGUAGAGCCUUAAA
Molecule: messenger RNA, 2528 nt
Organism: Drosophila serrata
Lineage: Eukaryota; Metazoa; Arthropoda; Insecta; Diptera; Drosophilidae
Gene: Trap1
Product: TNF receptor associated protein 1
Biological process (GO): protein folding
Molecular function (GO): ATP binding; ATP hydrolysis activity; ATP-dependent protein folding chaperone
Source: RefSeq, a predicted model, not a curated record